Conger conger (European conger) is the source of this 1737-nucleotide messenger RNA. Its product is annotated as tripartite motif-containing protein 16-like. The record is from RefSeq and is a predicted model, not a curated record. Gene Ontology annotation, molecular function: protein binding; zinc ion binding. NCBI's taxonomy places the organism in Eukaryota, Metazoa, Chordata, Actinopteri, Anguilliformes, Congridae. Bases 1 to 1179 code for a protein of 392 amino acids. The transcript is spliced from 2 exons.
AUGGCUGAAGGUGGAGGUUUACUGGAUCAGGACGAGUUCAGCUGUUCGAUAUGCCUGGAUCUACUGAAGGAUCCGGUGGCUAUUGCCUGUGGACACAGUUACUGUAUGGGCUGUAUUAAGGGCUACUGGGGUCAGGAUGAUCAUACUGGUGUCUACAGCUGUCCCCAGUGCAGAGAGACCUUCACCCCAAGGCCUGUUUUAAGAAAAAACACCAUGCUGGCUGAAGUGGUGGAGAAACUGAAGAAGACAGGACUCCAAGCUGCUCCUCCUGCUCACUGUUACGCUGGACGUGGAGGCGUGGUGUGUGAUUUCUGCACUGGGAGAAAGCACAAAGCCGUCAAGUCCUGUCUGGUGUGUCUGGCCUCUUACUGUGAAACUCACCUCCAACCUCACUAUGAAUCUCCUGCCUUUAAGAAGCACAAACUGGUAAAAGCCACUGGAAACCUGCAGGAGAAAAUCUGCUCUCAUCAUGACAAAGUUCUGGAAAUUUACUGUCGUACCGAUCAGCAGUGUAUCUGUUAUCUGUGUACAAUGGAUGAACACAGAGGCCAUGAUACAGUCUCAGCUGCAGCAGAAAGAACUGAGAAACAGGACACCAAUGAAGAAAGUAUUGAAUAUUUCACCAAUGCAAGUGGAGCCCCCUUCUCUUCUCCUCCAUCAGAUUCCUGUGGGCUCACACUGGACCCCAACACAGUGCAUGAAGAGCUCCGUCUGUCUGAGGGGAACAGAGAGGUGACCCGUGUGAGAGAGAUCCAGUCAUAUCCUGAUCAUCCAGAGAGAUUUGAUAACUGGCCCCAAGUGCUGUGCAGAGAGGGUGUGUCUGGACGCUGUUACUGGGAGGCUGAGUGGAGUGGAGGUGGGGUUGAUAUAGCAGUGUCAUAUAAAGACAUCAGCAGGAAAGGAGACGAUGAUGAUGCUGCUCUGGAAUGUAAUGACAAGUCCUGGAGUUUGUUCUGCUCUCCCUCCGGUUACUAUUUCUGGCACAAUUGUGAGAGCACUGUAAUCCCUGUUCCCUCCUCCUCUAGAAUAGGAGUGUACCUGGAUCACAGGGCAGGAACUCUGUCCUUCUACAGCGUCUCUGACACAAUGACCCUCCUGCACACAGUCCAGACCACGUUCGCUCAGCCCCUCUAUCCUGGGUUUUGGUUUCAUUACUGUGGAUCCUCUGUAAAACUGUGAUCUGGGUUGAGUCAGAAAGUGAAGAGAAGAUCUGCUGUAAUUAAAGAGAGGGAAAAACAGUGAGAUAAAACAGUGAAAUGAGAUAGAAAAUGAAUUAAAUGAAAUAUUGGGCUGGCUCAUUGCACCAAGGGCCGAGUUUUACCUUGAUAUGCAGCUUCACAAACCUGAUUUAAUAAGAUUUGGUGAAGUCACUGUUUUGACUCCAUUUUGAUGAUUUAGGAGUGCUUAAUGGAUGAUUUUUGAGACGCCUUUAGAAGUAUUACAUCGCUGUACAGGGCAUUUAGUGCUGCAGCACCCAGGCUCUGGAAUGACCUUCCUGGGUGCAAUAGGACUUCUGAAUCCAUCCAGUCUUUCAGAACACAGUUAAAACCUGUCUGUUUAGGGAGGCCUAUCACACUGGUCAUCACACAUAGCAUUUCUCUGCUCAUUGGGGGAUCUCCUCCCUGCUGGUUCCUUGUAAACAUUGUUUUUAUAGCUUGCUCUUGUUUUUACUCUUGCUUUUUGUGUUGCUUCUUGUAUUGUUGUUAAUCAAAAAAAUUUUCAUUAUUAUUUUUGAAA